Penaeus indicus is the source of this 1101-nucleotide messenger RNA. RefSeq lists its product as uncharacterized. Bases 1 to 1101 code for a protein of 366 amino acids. The record is from RefSeq and is a predicted model, not a curated record. The transcript has 5 exons. Lineage: Eukaryota; Metazoa; Arthropoda; Malacostraca; Decapoda; Penaeidae.
AUGAUAGAGGACUGUGUGAAUGGCCUGGUCUUAGUCUGCUUUGGCUGCUGUACACAAAAUAAUAUAGAGGAGGAGGAUGCUAACAGUCAUGUAAAUCAAUAUCGCACAUGCAGAAGGUCAGUGGUGUUUGUCAUAGAACAUGCUGUAGCCAGGUAUAUGUAUGGUAUUAGCUUGGAAAAGGUCCACACCAGUGCUCCCUCUUCCACGAAGGAAACACAUCUGGGUAAACUGUCUGUUCGUGUACUGCAAGCUGUAUUGACUGCAAGUUCAGGAGAGCGUGUGCACGUUUCUCUGACUAUCUUGUACAUAAACAAGUCAUUCCUUUUGAUGUCAGGCAGUGUGCUCAGCCACCCAGCCCCUGACCUCUGGACACUAAAGCUACCGAAAACCGUCUCACGUCAUAUAAUUUUUAAGCGGCGGCCUCCUCUUGGGUCCCUGGACGAGGACUGGGGGACGCCCAUCGAAGAUGAUAUAGAUUUCCAAAAGCCACCUCCCCCCCCUCCCCCUCAUCCAUCCGUCAGCUCAAGUAUCACAGGGAGUGAAGUGUCGCAAGACUAUGCAGGGAAUGCCGAGCCCCUUAAGCACCCGAGCGACAUCUACAAAGAGAAAGCAACAGGUAACAGGAGCAUCAAAGCAUAUCCUCACGCGCCUCACCCUGCCCCUCGGCCGCACCCCUGCACCUCAUCCCUUCCCCUGCCCCUCGGCCCCUCCCCUGCCACGCGGCCCCACCCUUGUCCCUCGGCCUCUCCCUUGCCCCUCGGCCCGUCCCCUGCCUCACCCCUGCCCCUCGGCCCCUCCCCUGCCACGCGGCCCCACCCUUGUCCCUCGGCCUCUCCCUUCCCCCUCGGCCCGUCCCCUGCCUCACCCCUGCCCCUCCCGUCCCCUGCCUCACCCCUGCCCCUCGGUCCCUCUCCUGCCACGCGGCCCCACCCUUGUCCCUCGGCCUCUCCCUUGCCCCUCGGCCCCUCCCCUGACUCUCGGCCCCACCCCUGCCCCUCGGCGUUGAUAAAUCGUGUGGUAGUAGUAUUUGUCAACAGCGACACGAAUCAUCUAUUUGUUUCCGAUAAACAGGAGUUUCGAAUACUGAAAAAAGGAGGAUAA